GCGCAUGCGUGUUUUACAUCGUCAGAUUUAUAUUUCGAAAAGUAAACAGCUGACUUUACCGGAGACCUUUUAGCUGUCCGAAAUCUUUCACCGUUCUGCAUAUUUUAGUGGAAAUGAAAUGUUUUGCUGCUGGCUACCAGCAUCUGUAGAUCCAGUCUUACUACACUUGCUGUUAGCAGUUUAACAGGGUGUAAGUGCUUCAAGUUAGAAGUCGCAUCACGUCAUAAACACCACACCAUCGACUGUCAAGAGGGAUGAGAGCUUGGAGGUCAUUUUUGACCAAGAUAAAAAGCAAUUCAUAUCAUGUGAUCUGCGGUACAUCCAGAUAGAGCUACCAGGAAUAAUUUAAUGUUUCCAAGGACAUUUGUUGUAUAGAAGAUACAUAAUUCAUGAAAUGAGAAAAUGAGGGAGCAGUCAACCAUUUGUGCUGUAUUUGUGUAUUUAUAUGCACAUCUUAUAUUGAAUAUGAAAGCAACUUGUCGAUCUUCAGAUGCAUAUCAUCACUAUGACGUCUGAUUUUACUUGGAUACAUUGAGAUAUCCUCAUGAAGCAAGCAUACAUUGUACAUGAAGACUACAGCUGAACAAGUCAUUUGAUGAGGCCAAACAUUAUUGGCUAUAUACUGUACAUUAAUGCAAAAUGCAAUCUUCAGACUUUGCGGAUUAUGUUCGUCUGACUGAAUUUUGAAAAGAGAGGAGCAGAAUAUUUUUAGGGUGUACUGGUUACUAUGGCAACCAGUGGCAACCAGAAAACACCCAUUCAUGAUAACCUCAAUGAUGCCAUCUCUCAUUUUCAACAACAGAUUGGUGCUUAUGACAAGGAAUUGUGGGAGGAACACGUUGAACAAAAAGAAUCGCAGGGUCUUGGAGUGCAUACGAGUAGUGCCCAACUAAAGACCGGAAGAGUCAAAACAGAACUGAUUGAUGUUGAUUUAGUGAGAGGUUCAACCUUUACCAAAGCCAAACCGGAACAUGCCUGGCUUGCCACAACGUGGAAGGGCCUUCUUCGAGUGUUCUUCUUUCCCUUUUACUUCACAUGGUGGAGGCAGCAGCUAUCAGCAAGCACAUUCUAUUCAACGCUAGUCCUAUACUUUCUACAACUUGUGUGUGUCACAAUCUUCUAUGUUUUUCAACCAAGCACAGAGCAGCAGGCCAUCUAUGUGUUUGAAGUCAUUGGUCCCAUUCUACUGAUGCUGGUUCUGGGAACAACAUAUACUCAGGUUGUCUCUACAAAUGCCAAAACAAAGUCAUUGUUGAGAAGAUCAUCUCGAAGAAACUUGCAUCGUUCACAGAGUGCCAAGGGUAGCAGCAGUAAAACAGCAAUCAGCCGAACAUCACCCAAAAAGACAAGGGAAAGCCGUGACAGAGUAAAGCCAACUUCACCUAAAAGAAAACCAACAAUAAAAACUGUGCACGGGUCCACAGACAACAGCCCUUCACCCAAUUCAGACAGUGGAGAAAGUCUCUUAGCAAACGGUACGGCUGUUGUUGUUGGGAAGGGGAAGAAAUUGAGUGGCGAAGUUUUGCAGAAUGAGGAAAAUGCAGAGAAGGAGGACAAGGAUGGUCAUACCAAGUAUGUACCGUUGGAGGGCGGGGAGGAGAUAUCUGGGCGCGCUGAUGAGGAUUUCACCCUACUCAACACCCCCGUGAAUGAAAUGGAGGUGACUGGGAAUCUGUUGUCUGUGGAAAGCCUGGCCAGUGAAUCGGGGGAAUCCCCAACGUCCAUGUUGGAUCGAGAACUGGAGAGUAUCAUCAAGGCAUCUCAUAGACAAACUCACACGACGGAAGCAUACAGCAGGAGGAAUAUGAAAGACUCAACAUCUCCUUCUCCAAAGAGCCUGGUGCAGAAGCCUAGCACCAGUCCGUUAGGGAUGGCUCCCAGGUCAUGUCUCUCUUCUAGAGAUCUGAGAGAAUCUAGAAAGAAUAGAUUGACAAGAGUUUCAAUACUAGAAAAUGCAAGAAAAUUUUCACCAGUUGAAGAGGAGAGCCCUCAGGAGAUCCUACAGCACAUGUCAGACAGUGAGGGUACACCUUCAGACAGUAACCCAAUCAGUCUGACCGUUGAGGAAGAUACCCUGCCCCACGCCAGGGGGAGAGCUGCUGCUAGGAAGGGUCGAAGGUCAAGGGUUAGAAAGCCUGAUGGGUCACAGGAUUCGGAAGGGGAUACGUCGCCAGAUCUGAGGAUGGAAAACGAGCAAUACUUUCAGCCGAUAUCCCGUCCCACGGAUUCUGACUUUGAUGAGGGUAGUUGGGAGGAGACUGGAGCUGAAGGCUCCAGUUUCAGCAGCGACUCUGCUAACUCAUCUGAUACUGGCUCCUCCACCACAGACGAAGGAGAGGAGGAGGGGAAGGAGUCAGGGGGAAAAGGGACUGGAUCAUCACUUCAUUUUGAGGAUCCCUUCAAGCUAAUCCAUAGUGCAGUCAGUUCUAGUAGUAUCUCAAGCAGUGGAAUCAAUAAAGUUCGUGUGCGUAUCUUUGAAGAUAAUGUCUGUAAGAAGACAGACAUGACUGUUCUUCAGAUCAGCUGUGCAAUCAAUACCAAGGUCCAUUCCAUACAAGCCAGCACUGAAUAUAUCAAGCUUGGAUUCCUGUGUUCAUUUAUUCUUGCCGUUAUACCAUUUACAUACAGGAUUCACAUAACCCACCACCAAGAUGAGAGUCAGCUGGCAUGGAUCUCGCCUCAACUUCCCAUGAUGGCAGUAGAUACAUUGACCCACAUGCACUGGGCUAGUAUCGUGGUCAUGGUGCUGACAUCCUUCGAACGGUUCUAUCUGAGCUCACUCUUCUUCUUCCUUCUAGCGGUAGCAGAAAGAACAUACAAGCAGCGCUGUCUCUUUGCCAAGUAUUUCUCCCACCUGACAUCUGCUCGUAGAUCAAGAAAAUCAUCCCUUCCUCACUUCAGGUUAGAUAGGGUUAGUAACAUCAAGGCAUGGCUCUCUCUUAGAUCCUUUCUCAAGAAACGAGGACCUCAGCGAUCAGUGAAUGUCAUAGUAUCGUCUGCAUGUCUCCUGACUCUCAUGUUGGUGUCUAUAUUGUGUACGGAGCUCCUUCAGCGGAGUAUGAGCUUCUUGGUCGAGCUGUACAACUGGGAGGUGGUUGCUUGGACCUUCUGUCUCAGCCCAUUCCUCCUGCGUUUCAUCACACUCGGUUCAGACAUCAACAAGAAAUUCAGAAAUACUUCUGUCUUACUAACAGAGCAGAUCAACCUGUACUUAAAUAUGGAGAGGAAACCUCAGAAGAAAGAUAACUUGAUGCUUGCCAACAAUGUACUUAGUCUUGCUUCAAAGCUGUUAAAGGAGGUAGAGACACCGUUCAAGCUGUCUGGUCUGUCUAUGAAUCCAGUCCUCUACAAUAUCACCCGGGUUUUGGUCUUAUCUGCCUUCUCCGGGGUUCUUACUGAACUUCUUGGAUUCAAGUUAAAGUUGUGGAAAAUCAAGGCCUGAAUUUCAAGCAGAUGUCAUAUUUUACUGUGACGAGGCAGUUUGAUGGAAGGAGAGCUGCAUGAGCAAUGGUUCUCUUUCGUUCGAUCUCUGAAGACUCCCGUCUUGUCAGUUGUAUGCUACAUGUAAAUAGCAUGCAAUAGGGCAGCCAUUUUGAAACAGCGUACCCAGAGUUUUGAGAACUAUGACCUUGGUACUGGAGCUAUGGCAAAACCCCAGUAGAAUCGCCACAGUUUUUGUCUUAUAUUAAGAUUUGCCAUAAGGAACUCUGGCAUUUAAUGCUAUGAUUAACUCUGGCAAUUUUUCUUUUGCCAGUUUCGUGAUUUUUUUUGCUGUAAAAAAAAAAUCUAGCAAAAGUUUUAUGCCAUUGGGCCCUAAUAUUUGCCAUGGUUGUUUUCACCCAAGUUGUGAGAGUCUGUGCUUUGGUUUCAAAUCGUGUGCAUGUGCUGUCCAUUUUCUUUGGCUUAAAAAGUGAUUUGAAAAUAUAAUCACUGGACCAACAAUGAAUUCGUACAAGAAUCUGGAUAAGUAAGCAGUUAGUCCUGCUAAAUCUACUUGGAAAACUAGUCUAUGUCUGAACCAACAGUACCUGGACUAUAACCAAGAGGGCGAGGUCAUGUAGUCUAGACUAAAUCCUGCAUUGUGAUCACUGAAAUUUUUUGUUUAUAAAAGUACUUUUGAAAGUAAUCUUUGUGAAAGCUUUGCAAUUCUUUGUAAAACGCCAGAGAUAUUUGUUUACUGUUAACGAUUGCUCUGUGCUCAUGAUGCCGUGUAGUAGCUUUAAUCAAUCCCAUGUCUGAAAUCUCUAAUACCUCAUUGCUUAAAAAUUAUAGGCCAAAUAUUUAGUGCUUAAAGAUGAAGAUGGUAUUAUUCUAUAUCUCCUAGCUUUAUGUAAUGUAAAUGUAUGAUGUCAUUGACAUACUUAACCAGGAAAGUGACAUUCAAUAUCUGAUUUUAAGUCCCAUCUUAAAUUCUUUGUGCAGUAAAAUAAGGGAGUUAUUAAUAAUACGGUAAUAAUUGUUUGCCUGGGAUAGCCACUUCAGCUAUUGCUUAUUUUCAAGUGGGCCCUGUAUAACAUAAUGUUAUUACCCGUUUCCUUUCUUAAAAGUCAAGUGCCUGACAAGAAGGUCCCAUUUUUUAGGUCUAUGGUAUAACUCUGCCGGGGAUUGAGCCCACCCCCUCCUGUCCAUGAGGCGGGUGCUCUACCACAGAUCCACAGCAUGUCCAUAUGUACAUUUUAUGAUUUACAUGUAUGCAUUCCAGAUUAAUAUGACAGAGUGACAUCACAACAAGAGCGCACAUGUAUACCAAAGCGUAUGAAUUGUAGAGGGUACAAUGAGGACCUAGAUAUUUACGUUAUUUACUUCUUGUUUUGUAGGGUAUAAACUCAAGAUUUACGUUUUACUGCAUUCCACUUUGAAAAGCACUUGAUAGUUCCCAUCAAGGAUGUAGUUGAUGCCCGCAGUUCUGCAUCAUGAGGCCACUAGAGAAAACCUUGACUCUGGUCGAGGCCAGCAAAAUGUGGCCUGGAGGCUGGCGUUGACCAUAUCCCUGGUUCCCAUAUUCAACAUUCUUGAUUCUACCAGUAUUUCCAUUCUUAAUGUUUUGUAGAUCUAUGAUAUACUCUUUGCCGUGGUGCUUUUGUGAAUUGUGAGAAGAAAUAUUCCAGCCAUUAAUAUUGUUAUCUUGACCAAAAUAGAGUAAUAUUUAUUCACAGCAUUGUAGAUUUUAAUUUGGUUGUAUGUGAUAGUUUUUGUUUGCUGUUUUUAUUAUGCUCCAUAGCAUACUGGUAUGCUUUAUUAUUUGUUAUUUCAUUCUAAAUAUUUUAGUUCAACACCACCAAAUUUUUUUAAGUGAGGCACAAGCUUAAUAAAAACGUUUUUAGUAUUUCUGUUUGAUACUUUCUAGUCUAGGAAUAGAACGGAGAACAUAAUUUGAUCAAGAUGAAGUUUAUUAUGUAUGUUGAAAUUGGCAGAUGAGAAUUGUGAAAUCAUGUUCUUUUUAUUCUAUUAUUGCGAUAUCCAUGUUUCCAAGCUAUCAAGAGACGUCAUCUAUGCAUCAUUUUAUUGGGUUUUUUUUCUCUUACAUUAGGAAUGUAAAUUUUAUUCCCUCGCAACCAAUUCUGAAUAUUACUUCAUUUUAAGUUUUCAUGCAGUAGAUUGUUAUUUUAUGUUAUAUUUCAAGUUAGUUGAUGAUGUUGGCUCAACUGAUAAUAGGCAAUGUUUCUUGUCAAGUCUUCAGUAUUAAUUACAAAGUACUAUAAUUUUUAUAUUUCAAAAAAAGUAUGUUAGUGCAUUUCCUCUUGUUGCCCCAUCCAUUUUUUAGAAAUAUAAAUCUUUCAAGAACAAUUUUUCAUACAGUGAAUAGCUGUACAGUGUUUUUUUUUUUUUAGGCAUAGUACUUUAUUGUAUUUUCCUGUGGAUUGCUGUACAUGUAUGUACUCGCUAUCUUGCCGAUGCAAACUACAUACAGCUUGCCUCGAAAGCGAUAAUUUGCCCAUCACCUCCACCAACGGUGACUAUUUGCUUAAUUAUCCUUUUAGAAUUGGGGACACAUGGUUCUCCUGAUUGCAUUUAUACUUAAUUUUCUUAUUUGAACUCAUUUGAUUAUUUGUAAAAUACACUGAUUAACAGUGUUACCCCCAAUAAAAAGCUUAUGCACAGGUGUUCUUCUGUAACAAAUGUUCUGAAAAGUGCAUGCAACAUUUUUGUGCAGGCAUAUCUGACAUACCAAUAUCAAUAAAUAUUGUAUGCAAAUGGAUUCCAUAAUGUGCAGUCAAGGGCAUUGCCGUUUCCAUGGCAUUUUGAUUGACAGGCGAGGGAUGACCCAAAUAUGAGUUUUAAUACUUUUUAAUAAUUGGGGUAUAGCUUAUUCUUAAAUCCGAGCCAUCUUUCCUUCCUCCUCCCCCCCCCCCUUUCUUUUUUUUUUCAUCACUUGCCAAAUCAUGGUAUGGGUGGGGUUGUCAUAUCUGUUCCCUGUUCUUUGGCAUUCAUUUAUUGAUAUCAAGGCGAUGAGAAACUUGGUUAAUGUGUAAUUUGAAAAAAAAUUUGUAAUUUCUUAUGAAGAUUAGUAAACCAGUGUAUUAAAGUUCAAAAUGUAAUAUUUUUUUGCCACUGCCCAAAGACUAGUCUAGACCAAAGUCACUCUUAAAGGAAACCUGUCAAUGUUGGGUUGUCAAGGGGAAAAAACAGAGCGAUAGACACUGUGCCUUCAAAAGGUGUGAUUUUUUUAUUAAAUAAUAUUAAUAAUCCGCAUUUUAUAUAACGCUUAAUACAUCGGAACGACGUGUCUAAGCUCUUUACAGAUUUAUUAUUACCCCAGUCAUUGGAUUCAAUCAGUCAUUCCAUAUUAUUACAUCAUUGGUUAAAUCAUUGUCUACACA
Molecule: messenger RNA, 6821 nt
Organism: Lytechinus pictus (painted urchin)
Lineage: Eukaryota; Metazoa; Echinodermata; Echinoidea; Temnopleuroida; Toxopneustidae
Product: protein PHTF1-like
Exons: 19
Coding region: 728-3442 (904 amino acids)
Cellular component (GO): endoplasmic reticulum
Source: RefSeq, a predicted model, not a curated record